This is a messenger RNA of Exaiptasia diaphana, 1308 nucleotides long. RefSeq lists its product as uncharacterized. The record is from RefSeq and is a predicted model, not a curated record. The transcript is spliced from 2 exons. NCBI's taxonomy places the organism in Eukaryota, Metazoa, Cnidaria, Anthozoa, Actiniaria, Aiptasiidae. The coding region runs from base 1 to 1308 and encodes 435 amino acids.
AUGGGACAUAAUAAAAUAAAGACAGUCAAUACCCCAGCGACCAAAAACCGAGCUGAACGAGCCAAGCGCAGAUAUCUUACCCACGUCCCUGAUCUUACAGAGAGCAUUAAUCAAGAGUCACUUGAGCACGGCGAUGAAGCAACAAACGCCAUACCAGAUCAAACACUACCUGUUGACAUGCCAGAAAUACAAGAAGUAGAGACAAGUACAUGUACCACAAGCCAAGAUAAUUUUUUAAUUGGAAUUACCCCACAAGCUACAAAACAAAAUGCAGAAUGCCAGACCGACCUCAGUGUACAAGAUAUCAGGAAUAUGGAAUAUUUUAUUAAUAGUUCAACAGCUGAAAUAGUGGACAUGAAGAAAAUCAUUAUAGAUUUAGAGAAGAAAGUCUUGGAGCGCACAUUAUCUCAGAAAAGCUUUCAGAAUAAUGAUGCAAAAGCAAGGUUUUACACUGGACUACCCAAUUUUGCAAUACUGUUAUCAGUGUUCAAUCUUGUGGCUCCCUAUGUCAUUUCAACAUCAAGAAAUGCUUUGCCAAAGUUCAAUGAAUUUGUUUUAGUACUUAUGCGUCUACGUUUAAACCUGCAAUUGCAAGACCUUGCAUACAGAUUUAACAUCUCUCCUACCACUGCUUUUAGAAUUUGUGAAAAAUGGAUUGAUGCAAUGAAUGAAAAACUGAGCUUUUUGAUUUGGUGGCCUGAACGUGAACAAUUAUGGAAAACAAUGCCACGAAUCUUCAAAAAAAAUUUUGGAAGCAGAGUUGCAGUAAUCAUCGACUGCUUUGAGGUUUUCAUAGACAGACCAUCAAGCUUAAUUGCCCGAGCAAUGACAUGGUCGAACUAUAAACAUCAUAACACUGUCAAAUUUUUAAUUGGAAUUACCCCACAAGGUGCGAUUUCAUUUAUAUCUAAUGCAUGGGGUGGUCGAGUAAGCGACAAGUACCUAACAGAGAACAGUGGAUUCCUAAAAAAAUUGUUACCAGGGGAUAUAGUCCUAGCUGACCGUGGUUUUGAUAUAGCUGAUAGUGUUGGCCUUUGCAGAGCAAGUCUUAAGAUCCCAGCUUUCACCAGGGGAAAAAAUCAGUUAUCUGCAUUAGAUGUUGAAGAGACAAGGAAGAUUGCCAAUGUUCGAAUACACGUCGAAAGGGUAAUUGGUCUUGUAAGAAGGAAAUACACUAUAUUACAGACCAUAUUGCCAAUUGAAUUUGUAUCUGCAAAACAAGGACAAACUGAAGCUCCAAUUGACAAAAUUGCUCGUGUGUGCUGUGCACUAACUAAUUUGUCUGACUCUGUUGUUCCCUUUGAAUGA